UUGAUUAAAUGACGAACACAACAACAUAAUCAAACAAACAAACAUAAACAUCGUGUCCGUAGUGAAUCAGUCAUUUCAUUUGAUAACAACAGUAACGAAUUAGCAGUGCCUCAAGCAUGAAGCUGUUGCUUGGAAUUUGUUUAUUUCUAGUAGGAGUUGCUGCUUCGACGCAUACCUUACCAAGAGAAUCAGGACCGAUGUUAUCAUGUCUAGAGAAUAGCCACGAUCAAGCGUAUCACAUUGAAAAUCUUCUUGUGGAACCCACGGCACUUCUAGAUGGACUUUCCUUUCCCGAUGUGCCUGUGCUCUAUCUGGACAAUAGCACAACUUCAUACUUCUCCCCACAACUGAUGGAAAAAGUCCAGAACUCCACCGAAAGCCUCUUCAUACUGGAUGGAAUAGUCGCAAAAGUGUAUCUCAAGCCGACCCUCAAGGCCUUAACCGUUCUACGUGCCGUCACCUCAGAAGUCCUCAUCGAUCCCGUCGACAAUCAUCGAUUGGAAAUCCUGGACAUUGAAGGUCGCCUCAAAUCCAUCCCGGACAACAUUCGUCACUUAAAAAAGCUGGUCACUUUGGACUUGUGCCAAAAUCAAAUUACCAGCUGGAAUCUGAACGACCUGGAAGGACUUGAUCACCUCCGUAAGCUAAACUUGGGUCACAAUCAAAUCGGAUCGAUCAUCUCUACUAAGGAAAUGCAUCUCCCGGCUUUGAAGGAACUGUUCCUCCAUGGUAACCGAAUCACAACGUUGGAUUUGACUCACUUGAAAGCGGAUCGUUUGGAGCGGCUGUAUUUGUCACAUUAUUGGCUGACAAUAGUUAAAGGUCUCCUGGAGCGCUACAGCCAGCUGAGACGUGUAGAUUUGCACGGAAAUGACUGGAAGUGUGUGUGGUUGAGGCGUGCACUGGAUGUGCUUGAGAAGGCGGGAGUGGAAUCGUUAAACUAUCUACCGAUCGGGGUAUGCGACGAGAGAGGAAGUGUGAAGGUUGACUCAAUCAGUUGUGAUUAGCUCGUUGAUGGGUGAUUAUAGUAAACGUAUAUGCUUCAUUUUAGUGAUGAUGCAUUGAAAGGAA
Messenger RNA from Aedes albopictus (Asian tiger mosquito), 1071 nucleotides. RefSeq names its product platelet glycoprotein Ib alpha chain. Bases 117 to 1007 code for a protein of 296 amino acids. NCBI's taxonomy places the organism in Eukaryota, Metazoa, Arthropoda, Insecta, Diptera, Culicidae. The transcript has 2 exons. The record is from RefSeq and is a predicted model, not a curated record. Gene Ontology annotation, molecular function: protein binding. Gene Ontology annotation, cellular component: cytoplasm.